Molecule: messenger RNA, 2433 nt
Organism: Diabrotica virgifera virgifera (western corn rootworm)
Lineage: Eukaryota; Metazoa; Arthropoda; Insecta; Coleoptera; Chrysomelidae
Exons: 4
Coding region: 1-2433 (810 amino acids)
Source: RefSeq, a predicted model, not a curated record
AUGUUUGGAGUAGGGGGCUUUGAGUUCCUAAGAACUCUAGCGACGUCUUGUCUAACUAUUUCAGCAUCUUCAGAAGAUCAGCCUGAUUUAACGGAGUUAAAUGCUAGGCUUGUAAGGGCUGAAAAAUUGAUUGACCAAUUUGAAGAAGCUCAACAAAUCAUCGAAAAUUUGGACAGUAAGUGUGAUGAAAAUUAUAGAACUGUUCAUGAGCCAGAACGAUGUAGUUUUGAGAACAUGUUUCAUGCGCUAAUGGCCGAGGUAACACACUUUUUAAACACCAAAGCUCCUGAUAACCCUGUCGACCAUCAAGACAGUGCUAGCACAUCAGGUUCUCGGGCGGGCAACCUUCUACAUUCGGUAAAGCUGCCUAUCCUGAAUUUGCCUUCGUAUGACGGGAGCCUGGAAACCUGGAUGUUUUUCCGUGACAGUUUUUCAUCCAUAAUACAUGAAAACGAUGCUCUAGCAAAUGUCCAAAAAUUCCAUUACCUACAGCUCUCCUUAAAAGGGGAGGCUGCAGAAACAAUCAGCUCGUUGCAAAUAUGUGAUGCAAAUUAUGAAGUAGCAUGGUCGCUUAUUAAAGAACGGUUUGAAAACAAGCAACUUCUAAUAAAUUUUCACAUCAAAUCUUUAUUUAACCUACCGGCAUUACAACACGAGUCACACACUGGACUUAGGCAACUUUUAAACGGGUUACAAAAACAUUUAAAUGCUUUGGAAGUUUUGGAACGUCCCACCAAACAUUGGGAUGAUAUUUUAAUAUACUUAUUGGCCAGCAAAUUCGAUAACGCUACCAAACGCUCCUGGGAAAACAAAAUUAAUGCUAGCGAAAUUCGCACACUCUCUCAGUUGACUGACUUCCUAAAAGAUAAAUGUCGAAUGCUACAAACGUUGGAAACCGAAACCAAACAGUCAAGUAAUAAAUCUAAUAGUAACUUUAAACAAAGGGAAAAAACAAAGACAUUUCUUACUAACGCAACAAAACAAUGCGUUUUUUGUAACAAUGAACAUAACAUUUACCAUUGUGAAUCAUUUUUAAAAUUAACACCUUCUGAACGUUUAAAUAAAGCUAAAGGUUUACGAUUGUGCAUUAAUUGUCUAAACAACAAUCAUUCCACAAAACAAUGUCACUCUUCCGGUUGCAAGAAAUGUGGUAAGGUCCACAACACUCUGUUGCAUUUUCCAAAGCAGCCAAUUAAACAAACUUCUGUACAGGCUGACAUUCCUAUUAACGCACCUCAGGCUAACGAGGCUUCUUCUAGUUAUUCUACUUUAACAUGCCAUUCACCUGUCAAACCACAGAUUUUACUCUCCACUGCCAUGGUUAAAGUGGCUGACAAAAAUGGAAAUUUUCAUGAUUGUAGGGUUUUACUUGACAGCGCCAGUCAAUCUAACUUUAUUAGUCAACGUUUAUACAAUAUUUUACAACUACCGAAAAUGAGAACUAAUAUUUCCAUAUUUGGUAUUGCUCAAAUGAAUAAAAAUGUCAAUUUUUGUGUGUCGGUUGAGAUGAAAUCGACAAUAAAUGAUUUUAACAAGAAACUCACGUGCUUAAUACUGCCUAACAUCACAGGAAGUACACCACAAUUUUCAUUUGACCCUGCUAUUCUAACUAUACCCAAACAUAUUACACUUGCAGACAAAAAUUUCUACCAACCUGCCGAUAUUGAUUUACUUAUUGGUGCGGACACAUUCUGGGAUUUAUUGUGCAUUGGUCAAAUUAAAUUGGGAACCAACUUUGGUCCCAUAUUACAUAAAACAAAGCUGGGUUGGAUUAUUUCUGGUCCUAUCUCCAGCACUAAGUCCUCUAAUGACACACUAAGCUGCUACGUUUCGACUGAAACUGACCUUAACGAAACACUCACAAAGUUCUGGGAGAUAGAAGAAUGUCCGAAAGCUACCUAUCUCUCAGAUGAUGACAAAUUCUGUGAGACUUAUUUCAAGGAGACGACUUUACAACACACUAACGCUAUUAGAGCUUUACACGAGGUAGCUCAUCUGAACGCAGAGGAGCAUCCUAACUUAUCAUUGAUAAUAUUGCACGACUUCUACGUCGACGACCUUCUUACUGGUGGAGAAACCCUUGAGAAUGGCCUAAAGAUAAAGAAUGGAUUAUCGGACCUGCUGAGCCAUUAUGAAUUCAUUUUGAGGAAGUGGAAAUCAAAUGACAAACGCAUUGCUGAUUUUAACGAGGAAUCUUCUAUUCUACAGAUUGGUACUGAACCACAAGAAAAAACUCUCGGCUUAGCUUGGAACUCUGCGAAUGACACUUUGCAGUAUACAAUUGUUCCUUUGGAUUUCACAAAGAAAAUAACUAAGAGUACAAAGAAUGUAAAGGAUCUGACUGUUUUUGGUGACUUUACUGUAAGUAACCAAUUGAAACCCGAUGGUUUCAAGGGGGGACUUAUGUUUACGCACAUUUAUACUGAUAUCUGA